Molecule: messenger RNA, 852 nt
Organism: Ceutorhynchus assimilis (cabbage seed weevil)
Lineage: Eukaryota; Metazoa; Arthropoda; Insecta; Coleoptera; Curculionidae
Source: the annotation of a GenBank genome assembly
AUGCUGUCUAACCGUCUAAUUUACUCUCCAGCUCAUCCGAAAGUGAUUAGCGUUGGACGCGAACGCGUCAAAACCUCCACCCUAUUCGCCCCUGUAACUUUCGAAUGUCUGGGCGAAGGCAACCCACCGCCGACCUACCAGUGGAUCCAGACAAAAACGUCGCAACAAUCCGAUAGCGUCAUAGAGCGCGGCAGAGAGGCCAAGCUACACAUCAGAAACGUCACUUACGAGUAUCAGGGAGAAUUGAAGUGCAAGGUUACGAAUGUAAUUAAAGGAGAGGAACAGAGUGAUAUCAGUGAGCACAUUAUGCUUCAAGUAUAUGGUGCCCCCCAAGUGUUGCGACACACAGCAACGCCGGAAAUCUUCGUCGAAAGUGGACAAACCGUGGAUCUCAGCAUGGUCGUUUGCGCUGAUCCCAGACUAAGAUCGAUUGCCUGGGAAUGGGGCUCGCUCAGACUGGAAGCCGGCAAUGAGAUGGGAAAAUUCAAAGUGGACGACGUAACUCAAGAAGAGGGAGAAGACUGCUAUUUAACCACACUUCACGUCAAAGAUACUUCAGCGACAGACUCGAAAACCUAUUAUUUGCUCGUGGAAAACGACAAGGGCAGGGAUACGCAUGCCGUUCAAUUAUACGUGAAUGUGCUUUAUUAUUCCAGCCGAAAGCUCGAUAUAGAAAAAACCGCUCACCACCAUCAGCUGACCAACAACCAAAACUCGCAUCCGCCGUCACUUGGGCCGGGCGGCAUUCAUGCCGACGCCCUCUACACGACGGGUCCCAGAGGCGGCAACCACCCAGACGCCAUGAAGGUACGUCUGGCUUCAAUGGUACUCCAACCGCCCACUGAAGUAUAG